CGUGAUUAUAUUUGAAGAAUUGAAAUACCAAAAUAAAUGUUUUUUUAAGUCGAGACCAACGUGAAUUGACUAAAAGAUAAAAAGGAUAUUAAGCAUUUAAAAAAAAACCUAUUAGAGAUGAAGUUGAAUGAAGAAUGAACUGAAUUGAAUUGAUUUGGGGGAAUAGGGUUUAUGAGACGAUGAUUUCAGGUGGAGGAGGAAGAAGUUCAUCGUCAUCAUGGGCACCGACGACCUCAGUCUCAGCUUCGGGAAAGAGAAUUCAAAGGGAAAUGGUUGAACUCAACAACGACCCUCCUCCUCAUUGCUCUGCAGGCCCCAAGGGUGAUAACCUCUAUCAUUGGAUCGCCACCAUUAUUGGUACCUCAGGAACACCUUACCAAGGUGGCAUAUUCUUCCUUGAUAUAAUAUUUCCAACUGAUUAUCCUUUUAUGCCUCCCCAGGUAGUCUUCAAAACUCGCAUUUACCAUUGCAAUGUAGAACCUAAUGGCCGUGUUAGUAUGGGAAUAUUGAAGGAUGGUUGGAGUCCAGCACUAACAAUUACUAAGGUGCUACUUGCAGUUAGAUCGAUUUUGACAAAUCCCGAUCCUUAUAAUGCUGCUGUUCCUGGCAUUGCUCACUUAUAUUUGGGAGACAGAGCAAAACAUGAUGAUAUAGCUGCAGAGUGGACCGUCCGAUUCGCCAAGUGAAUAAUAUAAAGGCCGUUUGAUCGGCUUGGCAGAAGAAUGUUAAUUUCACAUUCUUUCAAUAUGUAUUUUAUUAUCCCAUGAAUUUCACUGCAUUGGAAAUAGUUUGCUGUAUAAUUUCACUGCACUGGAAAUAGUUUGUUGUAUAGUUCAUCGUUAACGUUUUUCUACAUAUUAUAUAUCUAGUUUUUCCACA
This is a messenger RNA of Lathyrus oleraceus (garden pea), 879 nucleotides long. RefSeq names its product constitutive photomorphogenesis protein 10. Lineage: Eukaryota; Viridiplantae; Streptophyta; Magnoliopsida; Fabales; Fabaceae. The coding region runs from base 180 to 686 and encodes 168 amino acids. The record is from RefSeq and is a predicted model, not a curated record. The transcript is spliced from 4 exons.